Oreochromis aureus is the source of this 535-nucleotide messenger RNA. It is a transcript of the gene rpl30, whose product is annotated as ribosomal protein L30. Gene Ontology annotation, molecular function: structural constituent of ribosome; RNA binding. The coding region runs from base 149 to 499 and encodes 116 amino acids. The record is from RefSeq and is a predicted model, not a curated record. The transcript has 5 exons. Gene Ontology annotation, cellular component: cytosolic large ribosomal subunit. NCBI's taxonomy places the organism in Eukaryota, Metazoa, Chordata, Actinopteri, Cichliformes, Cichlidae.
CAGAAAACUACCCUUAGCCGCCUGCCCAGUCCUGCUCUGCGCAUGCUCGCCUAAGUGAUACGAGCGCAGUGCACCAUGGGACUUCCUUUCUCUCCGAGGCCAUAUUGGAGUUAACUCACAGUUGGCCGGUCCGGACUAAACCGCAAACAUGGUGGCCGCAAAGAAGACGAAAAAGUCUAUGGAGUCCAUCAACUCCCGUCUCCAGCUGGUGAUGAAGAGCGGAAAAUACGUCCUGGGCUACAAACAGUCCCAGAAGAUGAUCCGUCAGGGAAAAGCCAAGUUGGUUAUCCUGGCCAACAACUGCCCAGCUCUCAGGAAAUCUGAGAUUGAAUACUAUGCUAUGCUGGCCAAGACUGGUGUCCACCAUUACAGUGGAAACAACAUCGAGUUGGGCACAGCCUGCGGCAAAUACUACAGGGUGUGCACACUGGCUAUCAUCGACCCUGGCGAUUCUGACAUCAUCAGGAGCAUGCCGGAACAGCAGCAGCCUGCUCAGUAGAUCUGUUGUUAUAAAUAAAGUUGGUGUUAACAGAAA